ACAUAAGCAAUCACUGACUGAAGGGAGCGAGGUGACCGACUCAGCGGCAGGACACGCCCUGCCCACAGACACCUGUGUUGGCGCACAGGUGACCCCUAGUAACGAGACUGGAGAGACGGACCCUACAUUGAUGCUACGGCAACUCAGAGAGGACACCUCAGAGAUGACAGCUGAAACAGAUACCAAUGAGGGACUGAGUCACGUUGACAUUCAGAUCUGUGUGACUUCAGAGAAUAUGGCUCCUGCUUUGCAUGGAGUAGAUGUCACUCAGGGAGCAGUGCCACCUCCUGCUGACAAUGAAGCAUCCAGUCAGACUCCUGCUGAGGAGGUGUUUCCUCAAAAGGAGGAGACAAAACCUUUGAAGACCCCAGAGCCUGUGGAUGGAGCCUCCAGUUUCCUUAUCCAAGAGGGAAGUGUUUUGGUGUCUGACGAUUUGACAGCCAGUAUGGGGCAGGAAGCAGAUAGCCAAGCGACGAGGGAAGAUGCGACUGUGAUCCACCGAGACAAGGAGGCGUCUUACCCGCUGUCUCUCAGCCCCUGUGCCCAGCCUGACUCGGUUCCCAGCAGCCUCGGCAGACGACAGACAGGCUCCUCCCAGUCAUCAGCGUUAUCCGGUGUGAGUGGCAGCAGCGCCCCCUCUCCUGUGUAUAGAGACUCCGGCAGCGACACAGAGGGCUUCCUCAGCGCCGAACCAGGAGACGACUGUGUCUUCAGAAAGGGUGAUGACCCUGUGACGGGAGGAGACAGCACCAGUGAGGUGUCCAUCUCCUGCUCUUCCACGGAUGACACGGCCAGCGUGGGUCUGUCCAGCUCCAGUCCGGAGAGCUGCCUGGAGAGGGGGCAGGCCCUAGGGAGCAGCUGGAGCCCAGAGGAGGUUAACAGGCCCGGGGGAGCGGCCACUGCGGCACCGAGUGUCGGAGGGGAGACGGAAGAGGAGGCGAAAGACAGACUGACGGAGGUGCCCAGGCGCUCGGCUCUCCUCCGAUCCAGCAUCCGCUCUGUGUCGCCGCUCCGGCGCCACAGCUGGGGUCCGGGGAAGAACAGCGGGGGACGCGCAGAAAUGAACCAGAGGAGCUACAGCCUGGAGGGCCUCAGCAGAGACAGGGAGGGGCUGAGGAGUCCUUCAUCCAGGAUGCCCUUCAUCCGGGAGCCCGCGAAUGUGGUCCGGCAGGAGAGUGAGGAGAGAGGCUCCCUGGUGUCCUUAACCGAGGAGCAGGAGGAGUUCGGAGAAGGUGGUGCAGCAGAUGAAAAGAAGUCCAGGAGAUAUCGGCCGCUGCGGCACAGUUGUCCCCCCAUGACCCUGCCACUCACCAAGUCUGUCUCCAUGCUGGCCAUCAGCCAGAGAGACAUCGAUGGUACAAGGUCAUUUUCCAGCACCUCUGGCUCUCUGGCAUACAGUAUAUCGGAGGAAGAACCGGGGCCUCUGCGGAGUGACACGGAGGGAAAGUCUGGGACCAAGGUCAGCCGCACCUUCAGCUACCUCAAGAACAAGAUGUACAAGAAGACGAGGGAAAAGGAGCGAGAGAAGAAAGCGGAGAAAGACAGAGAAAACAAGGACAAGGACAAGAAGACAGUGAAUGGACAUCUGUUUACCGCUGUCUGCUCGGUCCAGGCCAACCACUGUUCUCAGUGCAACAAGGUUCUCCACACAAAGGAUGUCUUUCAAUGCACAUACUGUAAUGCAUCUGUCCAUAAAGGCUGUAGGGACAGCCUGCCUAUUUGCACCAAGGCAAAGACAAAGUUUUCCAAACACCAGUUUGCAGUACCAGAUUCAAGCUCUUACCCUGUAGUCACAAUGAGGAACAAAUCCUCUGGAACAAGGGAGCGGCCCUGGUCGGCUAUCUUGUCCCCCGAGGACCACUCCUCUCUGGGGAUACCGUCGUCACGGCGACACACCAGCAUCAUCGCUUUACAUGGAAACAACUUGUCCAAGAGCCUCUCCAUCAGCAACAUCGCUGGCCCGGUGUUUGAUGACAUUUCCAUUAAGGGCCUCCGAUACCUCUCCCAGUCCACUGACUCCCUCAACAGAACUAACCAGGUCACAGAGUCAAUGGAGUCCCUUACUGAUGAAGGUACAGAGAUGAUGGAUGGCCAGCUGAUGGGAGAGUUUGAGGCGGAGGUGAAGGAGCUAGAGGCCGACUCCUGGAGCUUCACCGUCGACCAGAAGUACCUGGGACAACUGGAGAAGGACCUGGUCAAGAAACAGGAUGUUAUUUAUGAGCUAAUGCAAACAGAGAUGCACCACGUGAGGACGUUGCGGAUCAUGUCGGAGGUGUACAGCAAGGGCUUGCAGAAGGAAGUGCAGCUGGAAGGGCAGACCGUGGAGAGGCUGUUCCCGGCUCUGGAUGACCUCUUGGAGCUCCACACUCAGCACCUCCUCCGCCUCCUGGAGAGGAAGAGGGAAAGCCAACAGGAGGGCUCAGACGAAGGCUUCGUCAUUAACAGGAUAGGAGACAUCCUGGUCAGCCAGUUCUCAGGGUCCAGUGCAGAAAGUAUGAAGAGGAUAUACGGAAAGUUCUGCAGCCGCCACAACGAGGCUGUCAACUUCUACAAAGAGCUUCUGACCAAAGACAAGCGCUUCCAGGCUUUCAUCAAGAGGAAGAUGAGCAGCAGCAUUGUGCGGCGGCUAGGUAUCCCAGAAUGCAUCCUGCUGGUGACUCAGAGGAUAACAAAGUACCCGGUGCUGAUACAGAGGAUGCUUCAGCACACCAAAGAGGACGAGGAGGACUUUGAGGACCUGGCCGAGGCAGUGCGGCUGGUAAAGGAGACGAUAGCCACGGUGGACAGCAAGGUAAACGAGCACGAAAAGAAGCGUCGCCUGAAUGAGGUGUACAGCAGGACGGACAGCAAAUCCAUCAUGCGGAUGAAGAGCGGCCAGAUGUUCGCCAGGGAGGACCUGCUGCGAGGCAGGAGGCUGCUCCACGACGGCGCGCUGCAGCUGAAAAACGCCCAGGGCAGGCUCAAAGACGUCCUGGCCCUGCUGCUCUCAGAUGUAUUUGUGUUCCUCCAAGAGAAAGAUCAAAAAUUUGUCUUCGCCUCGCUGGACCAGCGCUCCACGGUCCUCUCCCUCCACAAGCUGAUUGUCCGGGAGGUGGCCAACGAGGAGCGGGGCCUCUUCCUUAUCACGGCCGGCAUUGAGAAGCCGGAGAUGGUGGAGGUGCUCGCCAGCUCCAAAGACGAACGCAACACUUGGAUGCAGCUCAUCGAAGAUGCAAUGAACUCCAUAGAGAAAGAUGAAGACGAGGGUAUCCCCAGUGAGACAGAAGAGGACAAAAGACAACUUGAGAGUAAAGCCAGGGAGAUGAGAGAACUGCUGAGGCAGAAGGAUGCUCAGAUCAUGGCUCUGCUAGAGGAGAAGGUGAAGGUGUUUAAGGAGAUGUGUGAAUGUGGCGGCCCGUGCGAGGAGCAGACAUGUGCCGAAAAGGCUCUGUUCAGGGCAGGCAGCGGCCAGGUGCUGCCCAGGGGGGAGCCCAUCAUGAAAGAUGCCUUGCUUGAAGUGGAGACGUUACAGGCACUGGUGAAUGGCAGUCUGGGUGGAGCCAUGGCUGUGGGGCAGCAGGUGGCUGGCACCCAGGAGGGAGGAGAAGCAGGGGGAGAAGAAGGCGCAGCGGGAGGAGGAUGGGUUGGACCAGUGUGUUUGCCCCGCCGGGCUGAGACUUUCGGAGGCUUUGACAGCCACCAGAUGAAGAACUGCAAGAGUGGCGACAAAGAUGAGGCUGAAGACACAGCAGCUGACCUUCGCAGGACCGAGUCCGAUAGUGUUUUAAAGAAGGGAGGAAACACUAACCUGCUGUUGCUGAUGAAGAGGAAAAGUGAGCAGGUCCUCCAUCGUGUCUCCCAUCUCCACGAUCUGCUCAGCACUCUGCAGGCGGUGGUGGUCCAGCAGGACAGUUUCAUCGAGGACCAGCGCCAGACUCUGUGCGAGCGUUCCUCCUCCAUCAGCUCCUCGGCCUCCUCCUCACGGCUCUCCUCCCGUCCCAACUCGCUGAUUGAGCAGGAAAAGCAGCGUAGCCUAGAGAAACAGCGCCAGGAGCUGGCCAGCCUGCAGAGGCAGCAGGCAGCUCACGCAGAUGAAAGGAGGCGCAGGGAGAAGGAGUGGGAGCUCAGGGAGCAGCAGCUGACCGACAGGGAGGUGCUGCUACAUAUGCAGGAGGAGGAGACGGAGAGGAAGCGGAAGGAGCUAGAGGAAGAGAGCCAGGAGCUGCAGAGUAGGAAGGAGGAGUACCAGAGAGACCUGGAGCGGUUAAGAGAUGCUCAGAGGAAACUGGAGAGAGACAGAGAGACGCUGCAGCGUGAUAUGGAAAGGACGGAGCAACACAGCCUGGCUGAGAGGAGGAUGGAGAGGACUCUCUCCAGUGCUUCAGAUGACUCCCAGUUCCCUGGAAGCUCCGCGUCUCUGGAGCGAGACCCAGCGGAGCGCACGUCCUCCCUGGGGAAGGACUCGGUGUCCCGGUCUAAGCCCCGAGGGAAGAGCCUCAACCCCUUCUCCUCGUCCUCCACCAGCGACAGUCGCAACCAAAUCCCCGGUCGCUUGCUGCAGCUGGCCAAGAACAAGGACAAAGACAAGAAGGAGAAGAAGAAGAAGAAGGGCAAGGGAGGGAGCGCACAGACAGCGGAGCCCCAGCAGCACUUUGCCGAGACUCCUCUAGACGGGGAGAUCUUCUUCUGCUGAGCGGAGAGGCCUCCUGUCUCCUCCAGCCCUGCUCCCCAAUGCACAGCACCAGCUGAAUGUACAGCCAAGCUGCCAAAGUGCCCACGUCUCUCACACACACACACACACACACACACACACACACACACACACACACCCCACUCAGCCACCUGUGGAGAACAGGGGACCGACAGGAAGCUCCACAUGCGGCUGUCUAUCUGGGUACUGCGACGUGAAGCUGUUCUCAUAGCAACAGACAUGGCUGUCCUGCAGCCUUCAUGGACGGUUCAUCUGACAAACUGAAGAGUG
This is a messenger RNA of Lampris incognitus (smalleye Pacific opah), 4960 nucleotides long. RefSeq names its product A-kinase anchor protein 13 (gene akap13a). Gene Ontology annotation, molecular function: guanyl-nucleotide exchange factor activity; MAP kinase scaffold activity. NCBI's taxonomy places the organism in Eukaryota, Metazoa, Chordata, Actinopteri, Lampriformes, Lampridae. The record is from RefSeq and is a predicted model, not a curated record. The transcript is spliced from 31 exons. Gene Ontology annotation, biological process: regulation of Rho protein signal transduction; positive regulation of canonical NF-kappaB signal transduction; adrenergic receptor signaling pathway. Gene Ontology annotation, cellular component: actin cytoskeleton; membrane. The coding region runs from base 131 to 4672 and encodes 1513 amino acids.